UGCGGGACGCGGCGCCGCUCGCUCGGUCCUGCGGGGCUCCCGCGCCCCCGCGCCGGCACCGCCCGCGCCUCCGCCGCGCCGCAGAACCGAGAGGCAGAGCUUGGUAUGAUACCAUGGAAGGGCAGCACAACCACCCUCAUCAUCUAGGGGACCAGAACAACCCUCUGUGCAAGCUGCCGGGGCAGGAAUUCCAGCAUGAUCCUCAGAGACAUUUAACGUCGUACCCGUAUCGCUGCACCUUGGCAGAUUUUCAGAUUGAGAAGAAGAUUGGGAGAGGCCAGUUCAGCGAGGUUUACAAAGCAACUUGUCUCCUGGACAGGAAACCUGUGGCUCUGAAGAAAGUGCAGAUUUUUGAAAUGAUGGAUGCCAAGGCAAGGCAAGAUUGCAUUAAAGAAAUUGACCUCUUGAAGCAACUGAACCACCCCAACAUAAUUAAGUAUUUGGAUUCUUUCAUUGAAGACAAUGAGCUCAACAUAGUCCUGGAGCUGGCUGAUGCUGGGGAUCUCUCUCAGAUGAUUAAGUAUUUUAAAAAGCAGAAACGGUUAAUCCCAGAAAGGACGGUGUGGAAAUAUUUUGUGCAGUUAUGCAGUGCAGUGGAACACAUGCACUCCCGCAGGGUGAUGCACAGAGACAUAAAACCAGCCAACGUGUUUAUAACAGCCACAGGGGUGGUGAAGCUGGGAGAUCUUGGAUUAGGCCGUUUUUUUAGUUCUAAAACCACUGCAGCACAUUCCUUAGUGGGAACUCCCUACUAUAUGUCCCCAGAGCGAAUACACGAGAACGGCUAUAACUUUAAGUCUGAUAUCUGGUCUUUGGGCUGUUUAUUGUAUGAGAUGGCAGCUCUGCAAAGUCCCUUCUAUGGAGAUAAAAUGAACUUGUUUUCUCUUUGCCAAAAAAUAGAGCAAUGUGACUACCCACCUCUUCCAGCUGAACAUUAUUCUGAGAAGCUGCGGGAGCUGGUCAGCAUGUGCAUAUACCCUGACCCCGACCAGAGGCCUGACAUCGGUUACGUGCACCAAAUAGCCAAACAAAUGCACGUGUGGACUACGAGCACAUGAGCGCCGGGCCGGGGAGCCAGCACAGCUCAGUCUUACUUGAAUCCUUUUUCUCAGCUGAAAGCAACUGGUGCCAGGUCACACAGGUGGGAGGUUAAGCACUCGCAGCAGAGGCUCCAGCAUUUGCAGGUUAUUUGACAAGGACUUAAAGGUGGUCGUGCUUUAACGUGAAGAUUCUGUGAGGUAUUGCAAGUGAUUCUCUUUAUUUGUUAUUUUUAAGGCCAAUAAUGUUACGGAUGUAGAUCAUUUAAGGGUCCUUUCUUAAAACUCUCGUGUGUAAUCUAGGAUAGCAGCUAUUACCGAGGGCUCAGCGUUUGCCAGACCUUCUAUCUUAACUGUAAUGUGAAAUAUUGAAAUAAUUCCUUCAGUGAAAUCACUUUAUACUAAUGUAAGGAUUACCAUAGAUUUUGUGUAAUUUGUAUAACUGCUACUUUGCCUCUUCUGCAAAUGGUUAAUAGCAAAUUCAGUUUUUACUUGGUA
This is a messenger RNA of Cinclus cinclus, 1535 nucleotides long. It is a transcript of the gene NEK6, whose product is annotated as NIMA related kinase 6. The coding region runs from base 114 to 1058 and encodes 314 amino acids. The record is from RefSeq and is a predicted model, not a curated record. Gene Ontology annotation, molecular function: ATP binding; protein kinase activity. The transcript is spliced from 10 exons. Gene Ontology annotation, biological process: protein phosphorylation. Lineage: Eukaryota; Metazoa; Chordata; Aves; Passeriformes; Cinclidae.